Messenger RNA from Serendipita indica DSM 11827, 4266 nucleotides. The record is from the annotation of a GenBank genome assembly. NCBI's taxonomy places the organism in Eukaryota, Fungi, Basidiomycota, Agaricomycetes, Sebacinales, Serendipitaceae.
AUGCCUGGGAUUCUCACCAGAUCGACGAAUAACCAUCAUAGUGAGAGCAAAUUCAAGACGAUUCUCGGUAUUUCUCUCGUCCAGCAUUCCAGUCACACCGUCGACGACGCGGCCAAAGAGCACCCAGACGAGUUGGAGCUGACCACGACGACGCCUGGGACUAGUCUGCCGCGAACCGCCAGUCCAUCGCCAAAUCUAAAGCAAAAGCAGAGCCGUACUGGUCGAAAGCUGCGCGCAAGAUUACCCGUCGAGCACAAAAAGUCUGCCUCUCAUAGCAUCUAUACCACCCCAGAGCCAGCGGCGACGACAGAAACGAUGCCGUCUGCGUCUGCGACCAUUGCGACAAAGCCUACCCGCGCUGCUGGUGCUCGACCCGUCCGUCUGGAUCCAGAAGACGGGCUCUGGUCCGUCAGCGUCGCCCACGUCUCUGCUCGAUUCUACAAUAUCUAUGUCAAGACACCGACACACCAUUUAACCCUCACCCGCUCAUCGCACGAAAUUUCAGAACUCGAUUCAAAGAUUCAAGACCAGGUCCCUUCCGGAACAGCUCUCCCGACGUGUCCGCUCGAAGCCGAGCCACCUCAGAAACGCAAGAGCUCGUUUCUAACGACACUAUCCCGUCUUGCAUCCCCCCAGCGUCCCAAUCAGCCCCUCUUCAACGACGACGAACCGUCGGAUGCAUUUCUAGACGCCGAACCGUCGGCCACGACCGCACUCGCUGCUUACCUGACGACCCUCUCCAAUGACAAGGCCGUACGCACGACACGUGCAUGGAAGCGCUUUGUGCGUGUGAGGACAGACGAUUUGGAGAGCACCCGCGUCGAACGCGCCAUCAAGCGCGUACGAUCCGACCUCGCUGCCCAUACGACAAACUCGGCUGUGCUCGGCGAGCGAGACGGUACAGAGGGCCCUGGACAAUCAAAAGACGGAGAACACGUGUUGGAUCUAUUCGGCGACGGGCUUACUCCAGACGAUGCGUCUGCUACUGAAAACGCGAGGAGAUUGAUCGAUAGCGGGCUGAUGGACUUUACGAGCCCCGCCGCACCGUCUUAUGAUACGUUUCGGUCCACCAAACGCGACACGAUUCGGGCCCCCGUUUCAAAUGCUUUCGAGGCUCCCCCAACACCGGAUGUACAUCCAGAAGAGAAGCCCGCCGAAGCUUUGGAAGCAGAGAGGAGCGAGCUUGGCGAGGAGAAGAAGCAAGAGCCAGCGCCUGACGCGCCACAGGCUACGAUGGACACACCAGCUCCUGUUGAAGACGUUCAAGCUCCGGUCGAAGAGGUUCCAGUAGAGCCGAAUGAAGAGCAUGAACCAGCUCCUGCCGUCCCACGCCCAUCGACACUCGAUGUGGAUGAACUGAUUCGUCGCUCGGGCACAUGGGAUGAUGUCGAGUCGCCCCUCCCGCCUAUCCAAUCUGAGACAGAUGCCGAAGAGACGGGCGUCACGGAUGCAGAGGAUACGGAUGCCUUUGGAGCAGGCGCAGCGAGCGAUGUUGGUGGUGUGGAUACUGCUGACGAGGCCAAGCCGAAAAAGUUGCAAAAGAAGAAGAAGAAGAAGCAAAAAGUCGAGCGCAAGUCGAAAAAGGUGGUGAUUGACGACUUUGAGAUGAUGCGUGUGUUGGGCAAGGGAUGUGCGGGAAAGGUCCUCCUCGUCCGCCACAAGCGUUCGGAUUCGCUCUAUGCUCUCAAGGCAAUCACCAAACGGCACGUGCUCGCCCACCAGGAGCUCCAGCACACGAUGACGGAGCAGGCCGUUUUGAAGCGAAUGGCACGAAGUAAUACGGAUCCGUUUGUCAUCAAGCUCUACUGGAGCUUCCACGACAAGGAGAAUCUGUUCUUGGUCAUGGACUUCCAUCCUGGAGGGGAUCUGGCAACUCAACUUGCACGAUGGGGUCGACUAGGCCGUGAUCGAGCGCGAUUCUAUGCUGCCGAGAUUGUCGAAGGUGUCGAGGGUCUGCACGCAGCCGGUGUCAUUUACCGUGACCUCAAGCCCGAAAACAUUCUCAUUGGUGGUGACGGACACAUUGUGCUCACCGACUUUGGACUAUCGAGACAAUUUGAACGCCGACGGCCUACCUCUAUCAUGGGUGGCGACGAGUACUUUGCUUCGUCUCCUGCCACGCCUACAGGGGAAACGCAUCGGAAUGGUAUCAAUUGGAUGAAUGCGCACAAAGAAUCGUGGCUAAAUACAAAGGGCAACGAUACGACGACCACGUUUUGCGGCACUGCAGAGUAUCUCGCUCCCGAGGUCAUCCAAGGUCUUCCGUAUUCUUACGAGGUUGAUUGGUGGAGCUUUGGAACGAUGCUUUACGAGAUGCUUACGGGCAUUACACCAUUUUGGGCCAACAACCAUUCGGACAUGUAUGUCCGCGUGCUUCAAGAUGAACUUACGUUCCCAGAGGACAAGGCGAUGGAUCAAGAUACCAAGAGCUUGAUCCGUGGUUUGCUCCAGCGCAACCCGGCUUUGCGUCUCUGUGAGCCGCGUAUCAAGAAGCAUCCAUAUUUCUCAAUGAUCGACUGGCAACACGUCUAUCACAAGCGCUAUAUUCCUCCUUAUAUUCCUCCCAUUGACCCAGCCAACGCGUCAGACACGCAAAACUUUGACGAUGCAUUCUUGGAGAUGGAGCCUGUAUUGGAUACGGAUCUAGAGAAUGAGACUGGAUCCGAACGUGACCGAUCCACGACGGAUAUCGAAGCUGGAGACGACGACGAGGCGCUUGCAAAUGGCGAAUCACCCGCUGUGUCUGCGCAACAGGCGGAUGCAAUGGAGGACGACGUGUUUGACGGAUACUCGUUCAAGGCUAGGAAUUCGGUGCUCAUAGAAGACGAUGGUGAUGACGGUAAUGAUGGUAGCGACGAGUCGGACGCGGCGUCGCUCACGCAUGAAGGCCCAGUUGAUCAUCAUGUCGAAGAAGAAUUGGAUCCUGGCCAAAAGACUCCUGAAGCUGGGAAACCGUCUACGCCAACACCCGCUAGUGCGGUCAUCGAGGCGUUCCGUAAGCAAGAAGAAGAAAGGGCUGCUGCUGCUGCAGCUACUACUACUACGGCAACAGAGGAGGCUACAUCCGAAGCACCUGUAGAAGAGAAGGGUGAGCAAGUCGCCGAGCACCCCAUACAGUCUGCACCCGACCCUGCGAACAUCCCUGUGCCAUUGACGCCAGUGACACCGACGAGCAAGACGAGUGGGCUACCUUCUGUGGAAGACGGUCCGAAAACGGGCUCUCCCGAGAAGGACUUACCUGCACCACCACCGGCGCCUGGUCCUCAGGAGGCGGUGGUCCCUACGGCACCUGUAAAGGCACCGUCAGGUCCAAAGGUACCCUCCAAGGAAGAGAGAAAGACGGUUACCAUUUCUGAAAAGCCCAAGCAUAUCAAGAGCAAGGCCCCUCGCAACGUCAAGCCCACGAGGCGAGAACGGUCCGGUGUCGCUGCGCUGGACCGCGAUCUCAGCGAUGUAAUUGACGAAGAUGACGAGGUACACCGGGAUCCAGAAGAUGACGACUGGGACUUUGUCGAGGCCCCCGGCGGUGAAGAUUACAAUGGCUCGCAGGGCAAGAGUCUCUUUGCCCGUGGCGUCGUUGAUCGCUACCGACUCAAGGUGUUCCGAAAGCCAUCGAGUGGGACACCGUCAAGGCCGACGCAACGAAAUCCGUCUUCGACCCAGAGUAAUUUGCCUACUACAGACUCUGAGUUUGGGGAGCUCGUGGCGAGCACUGCGUCUCCUACGCUUUCGGAGAAGAAGAAGAGCCGUGGAGGGGGACUUAGUUUACGAAAACCAAGGACAUUUUUGCGGCCCAAGUCGCCCUCUGCGACGUACUCUGCCGGUUCGAGCAAGCUCAGCCGUCCAGCGCUCUUGACGCAGCACUCUGCAACCAUUUCUGGGUCGACGAGUGGCAUCUUGCGCACACCGUCUGCAACUACGCCACUGUCGGCGCUGCCUACCAAUGGUGGACUCUCGCUCACGUCAAAGCCCUCGAUGAACUCGAUGGGUUCUCCGGGUUCGUCUGAUGCGUCUGUGCACAAUGAACCUGGACGAGGCUCAUUGACGCAGUCUGCUGCUGAGCUUGCGGCAACACCUUCCAAACCUCGAGGCAACAAGAGCUCGCCGGACCUUCGACGACAGGCACGAGAGUCCGACUUGGAAAGGGAUGACACGAAGCAGAGACCAUUGACAAAGAUGCGCAAGUACACAGAACAAGGAGCCGAAAAAGUCAUGUCCCUCUUCUCCUCGCCGCGUCCGUCAGCCUCUGCCUCUCCUGCACCAUAG